Messenger RNA from Phialemonium atrogriseum, 1761 nucleotides. RefSeq lists its product as uncharacterized. Bases 467 to 1318 code for a protein of 283 amino acids. NCBI's taxonomy places the organism in Eukaryota, Fungi, Ascomycota, Sordariomycetes, Cephalothecales, Cephalothecaceae. The transcript is spliced from 3 exons. The record is from RefSeq and is a predicted model, not a curated record.
CACAGACUCCCGACCUGCACCUACAUGUAAUGGAACCCAAACCCUGGUUACCAAGGUACUGUGCCUACAUAAAUCUCCGGCUACCAUUCAUCACCAACUUCACGGUUCCUCUAGAUUCUAAGCCCCUGGAGCUCUUGAGCUGGAGGUGCAGCGCAGGGGAAAAGAUCGGGACCCCAGCGUCUGAUAUUCACAUCCAGAUCUGCCGGCGACUGUUUUCGUUCUAUUCUAGUGAUUGCCAAUCGCUUAGUCAACCACUCAGUUGCUGCCAACUGAGCUGCACCAACGAGCGACCUAGGAUUAUUAAACAUUUUCUGCUGCCUCGCUGAAGCCUGAUUCCCUUUCCUCUCUUGCUUCUCCCUUAUAUGAGUGCUUCAGUCGUGCAUACCUAUAUAUAUUUAACAGGCAGGCAUACAUGAGAUCCGGUUGACAGCCUACAACUUACCAAGAAAUCGAAAUCUCUCGUUCGAUGCAACGGCUCGGUCGACUAGCGAGCCAGAGAAUCACAUUUGCAUCCAGCAGGUCCUACGGGUUCACUGCUCUUGAAGCCGGCCGUGCUGCAAGACUCGCCUCGAAACCCCUGUCCUCACCGGCCAAGAAGACGGCGAGGCUAUUCUCCAUGUCAUCUUCAACCCAAGCUCCGCCCAACGAGGCCGGCCCCUCCGCAAGUGCGGAGGCGCCAGAGGCGCCUGCGCCGGUGACUUCGACGCAUGAAGGAGAGGAUGGCAAUGGGGGCGACAAACCCAAGGCGGGCAAAACGGAGGCCCAACCGCCCUCCGGCCCGUCAUCUGGAAACAUACCCGAGCCAGACCUGCCACCCCUGACCCAACAAGAAUUCCGCACCUACAACCGUUUAGCCGAACAAAUGGACUACUUCCAUGACCACUUCCGGAGGAGCUGGAAGCUCCUAUACGACGCGUGCACGUCGGGCAAGAGGCCGUCCAACAUGACCUUGAAGCAGUUUCUUGAAGAGGGCCUCUCCCUCAUCCGCUACCUCGAAGCCCACCACAGCAUCGAGGAGACGUACCUCUUCCCGCUCCUCGCCCGCAAGAUGCCCGAGUUCCGCGCCGGCAAGGGCGGCGGCGCCGGCGAGCUGGUCCGCCAGCACCGCCUGAUCCACGCCGGCAUGGACGGUCUCGAGGACUACCUGCGCCGCUGCCGGAACCGCGAGUCGGAGCUCGAGCUGUCCGUCAUGAGGUCCAAGAUGGACUCGUGGGGCGACGUCCUGCUCUCCCACCUCGACCAGGAGGUCCGCACCCUCGGCGCCGAGAACAUGAGGAGGCAUUGGACCCCCGAGGAGAUGCGGGCUAUUCCGAUUUAAGGAGGGGUUUAGCAGGGAGCGCGUGGAUCCAUUUGUCUAGGAACGUUUUGGGGCGGCGCUGCUGGAUGAGUAUCGGGGGGAGGUUCGAGGUUGGGAGAGUUCCAGCGGUUGGAUGGUUCCAACUGCCAUUUUGCGAUACCCUUGGAUAGAUCCCUGUUUAUUCCACAGACCGCAAUGGGCUAAAAGUACCUAGUUGUGUCAUGUAAAUACAGUCCGUCCGUCACAAUAAUCCCUUUGCCUCCUCUAACAUUGGGCAGGCCGCAAUCAUGGCAAUCUGCCAUACACGGAGGGCCUUGAAACAACCACAUCGCCUGCUGCAUGUAAGAGCAGGCUUUGUGGGCGCCCUCCUGUCCGUCUACCAAACGCCGAUGCCAACGCGGAUGGUAUCUAUCUGUACAGUACAAGUCAAACAAAGCCUAUAAACGCCAAAUUCUGCAGAGGGC